This is a messenger RNA of Drosophila serrata, 5723 nucleotides long. RefSeq names its product Rap GTPase activating protein radish (gene rsh). Gene Ontology annotation, molecular function: protein binding; GTPase activator activity. The record is from RefSeq and is a predicted model, not a curated record. NCBI's taxonomy places the organism in Eukaryota, Metazoa, Arthropoda, Insecta, Diptera, Drosophilidae. Gene Ontology annotation, cellular component: cytoplasm. Gene Ontology annotation, biological process: regulation of small GTPase mediated signal transduction.
AUCAAUCAAUCAGUUACCCCACCCAAGUUAACCCCAAAAAAAUAAACGAAACCCCGCAUUAAACCUGCCCCGCCCUGCCAACAAAAUCAAAUAAAUUAUAUAUAUAUAUAAAUGUAUAGAUAAAUACAAAAUAGAAAUGAUAAGAGCGUAGGGCGAGCGCACAGGACAGGCAGACGAGGGAGCCACAGGAGCCGCUGGAGCGGCGGCCAAAGGAUACCGCUCACCUCAAGGAUCGGCGGGCGCUGCCACAGAAGCCAGAAGAACAUGCGCCAUGUCAAAACUGCGGCAUUACAGGUCCAUGGAUCAGCCCAGCAGCACCUGCGUGGUCAUACGCAAAAAGACUAUGACAGCCAUUUGCUUCGUGUGCAACCUGCCCAUCAUGUCGCACCAGGUGGGCUUGGUGUGGCAGGGCGGCAACGGCUGGGACGAUCUUGUGCGCGAACAGCUGGAAGAGUCCACCAUUCGUCAGCGACUAGGCGGGAGGCGCGACUCUGCGGCACAGAUCACAACGCCACCGAGCACCUCGCCGCCGCCGGGACUCCAGCGUCGGCGUCGCAGCUCCCUGGCCCAGCUGACGGACAUCCUGCGCGAGUGGAGCGGCGGCGGUGCCAGCAAGCAGCAGCAGCAGCAUCAUCACCAGCAGACGCAGCAGCAGCAGACCCAGUCCCAGUCCCGCUCCAAGGCGCAGCUCAAUCGCCGCGAGACGCUGGCCGAUCUGGCCCGAAGCCUGCCCUGGCGCACCUCAACCACUACGGAUGCCAGCACUGGAGCUGGAGGCACUGUUACCACCUACAUGGCACCGCGCAAGCGACGCGAAUCCAGUGCAGACUCUGGAAUCCGGAGCAUGCGUUCGCGACGCGAAUCCAAUACGGCAGAGUUUGUGCGUCACUGGAACCGACGCGAGAGUGGAGCAGUUGAGGAUCAGCCAGGAUCGAGCAACUGUGGCGUUGCCGUGCCCGUGGUCAUCGAGUGCAGCAAGAGCGCCUCCCGUCGCGGAUCCGGUGAGAGCUACCUGUCCGGCAGUCGGCGCGAUAGCAAUGUGGCCGGACGGGUGACAACACCACCGCCGCCGGGCAAGUAUCAGGUCACCAAGAAGCGCGACUCCCUGGCCGCCCCGGAGUUCCCCAACUUCCGGCAGGAGCAGCGGCCCAGCACCAGCUCCGCGGGCUCCUGCUCGGAUCACUCCCAGCCCCUGAUAUCGCAGCAUUCGAGCACUCAUCACCUGGCCCACCACCAGCAGGUGGAUACCGCCUGUCAGGCCCUGCCGCCGCCGACGAUCAUCACCAGCUCUGUGACACCGCCGGCCACUAGUCCCACGGCACCCAAGGGUCGUCGUGACUCCCAGACGCAGUGCGGCCGGGUCAAUCGACGUGACUCCAAGGCCGGUGUCAGUCCGGAGCGAGCGCCGCGUCUUCAGCGGCUCCAGCGACAGGCCACCGCCUUCGACGAGGGUUGCCUCCCCGGUGGAGGCGGCGGCAGUCGUCGUGGCUCUCAGCCAGCUCUAAGUCCGGAUCCACCGGACCAGGACUGUGAGCGGAGGACAUCGCGGCGGGAUUCUCUAUCGCCGGACAGUGCGUCGCGCGGCGGUCGCAGGGACUCGAGGACACACUUGUCCCCGGACAGAUCACACGAGCGGGAUGGCAGUCCGAGGAGGCACACGCUUCGCAGGCAAAGCAGCUCGGCGGCGGCCAGGUCGUCCAGGUCACCGGACUCCAAUAGCUGCUGCUCCUCGCGGGAUCCCAGUCCCUGCUCGCGACCCGGACCGCAGGUUUCCGCCGUUUCCGAGCAGAACCAGCGGCCGGCCAUUAGGCGUCAGUCCACCACCGAGGAGAUCCUGAUAGCGCGCGGCUUCCGGCGGCAAUCGACCACCGAAGAGAUGAUACGUUGCCGGAACUUCCGGCGUCAGAGCUCCCAAAGCGACGAUGUGUGUCGUUAUCGUGGCAGACGCGACUCCUCGGCCCAGAUCAUAGAUGGCACCAUUGGCACCAUGACCGUGGAAACCACCAGCACUUUUUUCGACUCCAGCACACAGACAGAACCCUCGCCGCUAUAUGACAACAAUCAUUAUCAUGAGGAGUGUCUGCGAUGCAACUCCUGCGGCCUAAACUUGACUGGACCCAACCAGAAGCGGGCCAGGAGAUUUAAGAACCAGAUCCUGUGCGACCUGCACUUCGCGGACGUGGCCCUGAUGGAGUGCUCCGACUUUAUGCAGCAGCUGCGUAGCUUCAAGCCACAAUCGCUGGGCUGCGCGGUCGCCAGGCGGAAGAGCUCCACCACGCUGAUAUUCCCACUGCCGCCGCAAGCAUGUUCAGAUGAGUUCUGUGAGGAGUAUCCGCACAAUCUGAUGCCCACGCCUGGCUAUUGGAUUGAGUGCUCCCGCCAGAAGAUCACCAUGCCCACACCGCACACCAUUUGGGAUGAGAGCGACUCGGAGCAUGAGGACAUUAGGGCGGGCAGUGCCAGUGAUGCGUACUUGGAGCGCGAAUGCAGUGAUCUCUACGAGGACGAUGAGGACUCUGAGGCAACACCCAGUCCACGGAAAAAGACAACCAUUGAGGAGCAAUGGGACCAGCAGGGCGCCUUUGAACUCAUCUCUGUGGAGCAGGAGACAUACGAGAAGUAUUUCUAUGGCACUGAGCAUUGGAAUUAUUUCACCAGCGAUGAGGAUCUGGGUCCGGUCAUUCUGUCCAUCAAGCAGGAGACGCUCAAUGGACGGGAUCAGUUCCGCAUCCUAGUGAGAGCUGGAUCCUAUACAGUGCAUGGACUGAUACCGGCGUCCUGUGUGUUUGCCGAUAGAUAUAAUCGCGAGGAGGUAGUUAGAUCUUUAGGUAAAGAAGUUAAUUUAAAUCCACCUUUAACGUUAGGACAAUUACCCGACACGCCAGAGGAAUUAUUAAAAUUAGAUCAGGUUUUUAUAAAAUCAGAAUUAAAAGUUGGCGUCAUAUUUGUCAAAGAGGAUCAAUAUACCGAAGAGCAAAUUCUGGACAAUAAUGAAAAUUCACCGCUCUUCGAUGAGUUCCUCACUCUGCUGGGCGAUCGAGUCCGAUUGCGUGGCUUUGAUAAAUACAAAGGUGGCCUUGACACGGUGCAUGACCUUACAGGUCUCUUCUCUGUGUACACAAACUGGCGCAACAUUGAGAUCAUGUUCCAUGUGUCCACAUUGCUGCCGUAUGAGAAGCAUGAUCCGCAGAAGUUGCAACGGAAACGCCACAUUGGCAAUGAUAUUGUGUGUGUGGUGUUCCUGGAGGCGGAUAAUACUCGGUUUAGUCCUGCCUGCAUCAAGAGUCACUUCCUGCACACGUUUAUCCUGGUCCGUGUUUCGGCCAGGAUCAAGCACAAACCCACGCGAUACGAGGUAUCCGUGGUGACCAGAGAUGAGGUGGGCGCCUAUAAGCCCUACCUAUGGGAGCAGUCCGUGUUCGAAAAGGGACCCAUGUUCAGGGAGUGGCUGCUAACAAAGAUUGUCAAUGGAGAGAGGGCGUCGUAUUCGGCACAAUUCGCUAGGAUGCAGGAGCGUACACGGUCACAGAUGCUCGAGGAUCUGGUGAUGAAUCUAUCGAAUCAUGCUGAAACUGGACAGAUACCGAAGCCCUAUCGUCGUGGCAGUUGGCGACCGAUCGGUGAGGAUGAAUAUUUCAAAAUGUUGCAUGCCCGUGUCCUAGACAACAACACACACCACGAACAGCAGCAGCAGCAGCAGCAUCUGCAUCUGCAACAGCAGCAGCAGCAGCAACAUUAUGGAGCCAUUUGCAGCUAUUGCAAUGGCAACACUCACGAGAUGACGAGCAAUAACAACAAUCACUACAACAACAACAACACAUUCAACAACAACACCACACACAGACACACCAACGACAACAACAAUCACUUUGAACAACAACAGCAGCAACAUUCGCAGCUGGAACAGCAACAGCAACUGCAACUGCAACACUCGACAUCAUCACUCACACACACGUCGUGUUGUGCCAUGUUGCACCUGUGUGUGAGGCAUAGCCACAUGAGACCCUCAUCGCCGCUGCUCGACUCUGUCCGGGAUCAGUUCGAGGAUUACGACCAGCUGGCCAAGGACUUUACCCGCGUAUUCCUCAACGAAGAACCAUCGUGCCUGACCAAUGCCCAUCUCUUUGACGUUGUCUUCCUGGUGGGUCAGUCCAAACAAAAGGCGCGAUUCAUUGGUGUCCGGGCGAUACUCGGAGUCCGGAGCAGGGUCUUUCAGGAAAUGCUAUAUGGCAUUCAGACCGGCUUCGGAUCACCACAGAUCCCUGUUGCCGAGAUCUUUGCCCGUCCCGCCCCCUCACUUGUGUCACCGCAGAAUCAGAAACCGAAGAGCAACAAUUACCUGACCGUUCCCGACUCGGACUCCAUAAGGCCAAAGAGUGUGCCAUCGUCGCCGAUGGUGAAGCGGGCCUUCUCCCCUGGCACCAUCACGGCGGGCUGGGGUCGGUCCAUAAGGAACAAGAACACGAAUCAACUGAAUCCGGAUGACAAGAAGAAGUGGAUUUCGUCCACGGACUGUUCGAACAGGGACAGCAAGGACAAGGACAAGGAUAAGCCGGGCAGCAACCAGCUGGCCGUGCCCCGGCUCUCCGUUUGCGCCGAUGCCCAGAAAGUGGACCGGGCCAAGCUUGCCCAGACCGAAUUCAACAUUAUUGAGUUCGAUCCGGAUACGUUUCGAGUGCUGCUGGAUUACCUGCACACGGGCACCUGUCCGCUCACCUGCGUCUCCAUACCAGGACUCCUUUGCGCCGCGGAGCACUACGAUUUGCCGGAACUGCUGCAGGCAUGCUUCCAUCACUGCAAACAAUUCCUACGCAUCGAGGUCGUAUGCCCGAUGCUCAUCUCGCUGGAGAACUACUACUGGCGCUACACAUCCGCCUCCGAGCUGGUCAACAUGAUACUGUCGUUCGUGGAGAGCAAGGCGCAUGCGCUGUUCAAGUGCCCGGAAUUCCUGCAUCUGUCCGAAUCGAUGGUCCAGAUGAUCAUGUGCCGCGAACUGCAAACGCCGGAGAUACGCAAAUUCGAGGCGAUGCUGGCCUGGGCACAGCACAAGGUGGGCAAGCUGAAGAAUCAUCCGAACAAGGAUACACAGUUUGAGUUCGAGUGCAUCAUGGAGCGGCUGACGCGCGAUCUCAAUUUGUGCCGCAUAUCGCCCAGUGAGCUGCUCACCGUCGUCCUGCCCUCCAAAUCGAUGAAGAACGAACGCAUCAUGGAGACGCUCAUGGUUCAGGUGAAUCUCGGCACCUAUCGGAUGCCCGAGCUGGAUGCGUACCGUCAGCAGUUGCGCCAGCAGGAGUCCGCCGAGGCCACCGUCCAGGUUCACCGGGGUGGAUGAGACACCGCCGAUCCACCAGCCAUUGAUGCCCGCAGCGAUGCCCGUGCCUAUGCCAUGGCCUCCUUGGCCGCCGCCCUCGAGAUGCAACAGCAGCAGGAGCAGAUCCAGGCGCAUCCCUCCAGCUCCAGUUCAGCGUAUGCCCGCGAUGCCGCCGACGAGGAGGUGGAGCUAUAUGCCAGCUUUGACAACACACCGAGCACCAGCCGGGUGGCCGCCCAGAUGCAGGCCGCCAAGGAGGCGCGCCGGAAGCGAUGGCAGGCGGAUGGUGCCAGCGGCAGCAGCGGGGACGGCGGCUGCGCCAGCGGCAGUAGCGGCAGCGGGCGGCGAUACUAAGCGGGAUGGGAGCGGAAGUGCCGCAGAUAGCCAGAGAUAUGUAGCCCGAGCAUGGAGU